Candidozyma auris is the source of this 3099-nucleotide messenger RNA. It is a transcript of the gene MAK21, whose product is annotated as RNA-binding ribosome biosynthesis protein MAK21. The transcript has a single exon. Gene Ontology annotation, cellular component: nucleus. Bases 1 to 3099 code for a protein of 1032 amino acids. NCBI's taxonomy places the organism in Eukaryota, Fungi, Ascomycota, Pichiomycetes, Serinales, Metschnikowiaceae. The record is from RefSeq and is a predicted model, not a curated record.
AUGGAAAGCGCCAAGCUCAAUUUGUCAUCUUUGAGAGAUAAGAUCUCGUCCAAGCUAACACUGGACACGUCCAAGAAGGGGAAAUCCGACCGAAAAAAUAAAAAGUCGAAACCGAAGGACGAACUUAAAAACGGUAAAGACGCGAACAAAGAGAAUAAGAAAUCAACUCAGAAAAUGGACGAAGCCGACGAAAACGAAGACGACGUUUUGACUCGCGAGGCGCUUGCGCUUGGUGCCACCAAAGAAGAUUUAGCAUUGGUGAAAGGUUUGAAUGAUGACCAGAGCGAUGAGGAGUUUGAAGAUGAGGGAUCUGAUAAGAAACUCAACGCAGAAGUAGCACAGUUCAUGAAAGGUCUAGGAUUGUCCGGCGAAUUGCAAGUUGUCGAGGAUGAUGAAGUCGAGGAGGAAAUUCCUGACUUGGUAGAAGAGAAUGACGCUGCGGGUUCCGAGUCGUCAGAAGAGGAUGCCUCAGAGGAGGAGCCUGCGGCAUCAAAACCCAGUGAAGACGCCAAGCCAGCUCAACCAGAAGCAGAGGUUGCCGAACUUAUCAAACCAAAAAGUUACAGAGUUGACGAUGUGAGGUCGGUCAAGAGUGAUAAACUUAAGCUCGAGAACAGAGUCGAUUGGUACAACGUCGAGGUUGAAGACGAGGACCCAGAGAAACUAGAUAGGUUCGCUCUCGAGAGGCUCACAGAGAAGGCCCAGAACAUUAUCGAGGCCGAGAAUAAGUUAUACUUGCAAGAGUUUUCGUCGGACAGCUCUCAAAAAAAGUUUUUGUCUCAAAUUCUUGCAGACGGUACCUUAAACGAUAAGAUUUCAGCAUUAACGUUGUUGGUUCAAGAGUCUCCGGUUCAUAACAUCAAGGCUUUCGAAACUCUUCUCAAUUAUUGCGAAAAGAAGUCUAGAAAUGCUGCAUUGCAAGCAGUGAAUGCCAUGAAGGAUUUAUUCAUCAACAGUCUUCUUCCCGACAGAAAACUUCUUGCAUUUAACAAAUCAGCCAUCACUCAAAGGUCUAGCGAACAAAAGUUAGCAUUAGCAUACUACGAAGACUUUCUUAAAAAAAGCUACUUCAAGUUCAUUCAAGCUCUUGAGUACUUGAGUCACGAUCCUAUUUUGCAUGUCCGUAUGACAGUUGUUUCCCACAUUUUCGACUUAUUAAAAGCUAAGCCAGAACAAGAAGUUAACUUGUUAAGGCUUGGUGUGAACAAAUUGGGUGAUAUUGACAACAAGGUCGCAGCCAAAACUUCCUAUCAAAUUCUUCAAUUAGAACAAGCUCAUCCCGCAAUGAAAAAGGUAAUUAUUGAUGCUGUCACUGACAUGGUUAUGCAAAAACAAGGCGACUAUCACUCAAAAUAUUACACUAUCCUAACUCUCAAUCAAACCAUCCUUUCCAAGAAGGAGGUUGAGCUUGCGGACUCUCUAGUCAAGACAUACUUCUCGUUGUUUGAGAAGCUUUUGGUUGAAUCAGAUCCAGCACUCAAAGAUUCCAAGCAAGACAAGGUUCUUGGUGAGAGUGAGAAGGGGAGAAAGAAUAACAGGAAGCAGUUCAAAAAAGGGAAGAAGGGUGGCAAGUCUGUCAAAGUUGAACAGAAAACCGAACAGGAGGUCGUCGAGGAGAGGUCAUCGAAAAUGUUUUCGGCCAUCCUCACAGGUUUGAAUCGUGCGUUGCCAUUUUCCGAACUCCCGUCUGAGAUAUACACAAGGCACAUGGAGACCCUCUUCAAGAUCACCCAUUCUACUAAUUUCAACACCUCUGUUCAGGCGUUGGUGUUGGUUUACAAUAUUGUCAGUGAGCAGGGCCUAGACUCUGACCGUUACUACAGGACGUUGUACGAGUCAUUGAUGGAUCCAAGAUUGGUGAACUCAUCCAAGCAGGGUGUGUAUUUGAACUUGUUGUUCAAGUCUCUUAAACACGACAUAAACAACAUGCCAAGAAUUCUUGCAUUUGUGAAGAGAAUCUUGCAAGUUGCCUCACAUUGGCUUAACGUGGCUGUUAUCACCGGAAUGAUGUUCUUGUUGAUGGAGUUGAGCAAGACUUACCCACAGAUUGUGGAGCUUAUGGAAGCAUACGAUGACAGGCCCGGGUUUGCCACCAAUGAGAUUAAAGAUGAACCUAAAAUGUCCAAGGAUACCGAAGAAUACGACCCCAAGAAGAGAAACCCAUCCUACGCACACGCCGAAAACUCAUGUCUCUGGGAGAUGAAUAACUUCACACUGCAUUUCCAUCCUACUGUUGCCAUAUAUGCUGACUCAUUUCUCACUGGAAAACCGCAACCAAAGCCUGAUUUGGGUCUCUAUACUUUAGCACACUUCUUGGAUAGAUUCGUCUACAAAAAUGCCAAAGCGAAGGCUACCACCAAAGGUUCAUCCAUUAUGCAGCCCUUGGGAGGUGCCCAUACUGGUUCACUUUUGGUCAAGGCAACGAAUACAGGGUCCAGUGAAGUACCAGUCAACACGAUGAACUGGUUAGCACAAAAAGCAGAGGAUGUUCGCCCCGACGAGAGAUUUUUCCAUCAGUACUUCAGCACAAAUGCAAAGAAAAUCAGAAAUAAAAAGGCCAGCGCUGCUGAAAGCGACGAUGAGAAAGAAGACAUGGAUGAUGAUGAAGUCUGGGAAGCCUUGGUUAACUCCAAGCCAGAGGUCGAGGGUGACGACCUCUCCGACGAGGAUAUACUUUCGGAUCUUGAUAACGAGGAUUUCAGUGAUUCGGACAAUGAAGAUGAGGAAGAGGUGGACCCAGAAACUCUUGCAGAGACAUUUGGAGACGAUGACUUAUCCGAGGGAGAUAUGCCAGAAAUUGACGAGGCGGCCUUCGAAACGAACAAAGCAAGUGAUGGAGAUGAAGAAGAAUCUGGCAGCAAUGUCACCGAAGGAGAAGAAGAUGCAGAUGCAUUUGACGACGAAGAAGGGCCAGGCAUGUUCGGUGUUGAUGAAGACGAUGAGUACGACAGCGACGAGCUUGUAGAGUCUAGGAAGAAGAGGGCACACGCAGAAGAGAAACCAGACAAGAAGACGAAGAAGAAGGCGAAGCUUCUGAGCUUGCCAACGUUUGCAGACGCCAGCGACUACGCAAAGUACUUGGACUCAGACGGCGAGUGA